This is a messenger RNA of Salarias fasciatus (jewelled blenny), 2441 nucleotides long. It is a transcript of the gene ap3m2, whose product is annotated as adaptor related protein complex 3 subunit mu 2. Gene Ontology annotation, cellular component: clathrin adaptor complex. The coding region runs from base 110 to 1366 and encodes 418 amino acids. The record is from RefSeq and is a predicted model, not a curated record. Gene Ontology annotation, biological process: intracellular protein transport; vesicle-mediated transport. Lineage: Eukaryota; Metazoa; Chordata; Actinopteri; Blenniiformes; Blenniidae. The transcript is spliced from 9 exons.
CCUAACGGGAAGCUGAAAUAUCGACGGCCGCUUAAUCUUUCAUUGGGAGGAAAAAAAGGUUCACGGCGAGACUUUACCACCGGGAUAACAGUCUUCGCCUCCAGCCAGAAUGAUCCACAGCCUCUUCCUCGUCAAUGCCUCGGGAGAUAUCUUCCUGGAGAAGCACUGGAAAAGCGUGGUGAGCCGCUCCGUCUGCGACUACUUCUUUGAGGCGCAGGAGCGCGCCACGGAGCCGGAGAACGUGCCGCCGGUGAUCCCCACGCCGCACCACUACCUCAUCAGCGUGCUCAGACACCGCAUCUACUUCGUGGCGGUGAUCCAGAGCGAAGUGCCGCCGCUGUUCGUCAUCGAGUUCCUGCACAGAGUCGUCGACACCUUCCAGGACUAUUUUGGAGUGUGUACAGAGGCGGCCAUCAAGGACAACGUGGUGGUGGUGUACGAACUGUUGGAGGAGAUGCUGGAUAACGGCUUCCCUCUGGCCACAGAGUCCAACAUCCUGAAGGAGCUGAUCAAGCCUCCCACCAUCCUCCGAACGAUGGUCAACACCAUCACAGGCAGCACUAAUGUGGGCGAACAGCUCCCCACCGGCCAGCUGUCAGUGGUGCCGUGGCGCCGUACGGGGGUCAAAUACACGAACAACGAAGCCUAUUUCGACGUGGUGGAGGAGAUCGAUGCCAUCAUUGAUAAAUCAGGCUCCACCAUCACAGCAGAGAUCCAGGGAGUUAUCGACGCCUGUGUGAAGCUGACAGGAAUGCCCGACCUCACGCUCUCAUUUAUGAAUCCCCGGCUGCUGGACGACGUCAGUUUCCACCCGUGCGUGCGGUUCAAGCGCUGGGAGGCCGAGCGGAUCCUCUCGUUCAUCCCACCCGACGGGAACUUCCGGCUGCUCUCUUAUCACGUCAGCUCCCAGAACCUGGUGGCCAUCCCGGUGUACGUCAAACACAACAUCACCUUCCGCGAGGGGAGCUCGCAGGGCCGCUUCGACUUGACCCUGGGCCCCAAACAGACCAUGGGCAAGGCCGUGGAGUCAGUGCUGGUCAGCAGCCAGCUGCCUCGAGGAGUCCUCAACGCCAACCUCAACCCGUCUCAGGGAACCUACACCUUUGACCCCGUCACCAAGUUGUUGUCGUGGGACGUCGGAAAGAUCAACCCUCAGAAGCUCCCCAGUCUGAAAGGCACCAUGAGCCUGCAGGCCGGAGCCUCCAAACCCGACGAGAACCCCACCAUCAACAUCCAGUUCAAGAUCCAGCAGAUGGCCAUCUCAGGGCUGAAGGUGAACCGGUUGGACAUGUACGGGGAGAAGUAUAAACCUUUCAAAGGCAUCAAGUACAUGACGAAGGCCGGGAAGUUCCAGGUCCGAACAUAAAGACUGCCGCUGCGGCCGCCGCCCCGGGACCGCCGGACCAAACCACCAUCGGACUGAUGUUUUUGGGGGGUGGGGUGGGGGGGACGGGGAGUUGGUACAGUCCCUGUGUUUAUGCAUUUCCUUUUGAGGGUUGACCCACAGCAGCUGGAGGCUUCUCGUAGCAGUUAAGUAAGAAAGGACACAUCGAAACCUCUGCUGGUGCGCGGCCGGAGUGAGACGUCCUCAGACCUCUCCGUCCCGACUCGUCCCUGUAGAUAGACAUUUUCCCCUCGUCCACACAGCUGCGUGUAGUUUUAAUCAAACCGGUACCGAUUCCAGUCGGUCAACACCAACUUUAAAUCCUGACGAUUUGAAAACACGUCCAGAGUAAAGACUGGAGCGUUUCCUGUCCGCUGUAGCACGUUAAACCUCCACAAAGUGAAAAGGAAAUGCCGCCUUCUCAUUUUUUCAGCUGUUGGCGGCCCCGAAUGAUCUGCAGCUAGUGAGACUCAGCCUUUUUAUUGGUUGUCACUACUUUGACUUCUGUCUGUUUUGUUUUUGUUUUCUUCCGGUUCUUUUUUCGUGUCUUUGUUUUUCUCUGGAGUCGACACACUGACACACUCGAAUGCGACACUGGAACCGUCCGAAUGUUUAUAUCUGUGCAGAUCCACACAGAGCCGCUCAACGUAUUUAUUAUGAGAGAAAUGCAGCUUCAUGAUCUGUGACUUUAUCCCAUUUAUUCAACUGAAAGAUCCGCCGAGUGAAGUAAAAAAAAAACCAUUAAAAUUGUAUAUUGAAAGUUUAAAAAGCGACUUUCUGCAGGAUUCUUGUCGACGUUCAAACCCGAGAAUGACUGUUUGCCUUCAUGCAUCUGGUGAGAGGAGAGACCCUGCUGUCUGCCUUGAGGCUCGGAGGUUGGUAGUUCAAGUCCAAAGCUCACUCCUGUCUGAAGCUGAGGUACCUCAGAGGAACUGUGGACAAUUUGCAUUUUGUGUUUACAACCUUUUUUUGUUUGUUUGUUUAAUAACGGCCUCCAAUGGAGAGUUAUGAUGAUUUGAGAAGAAAAAAAUAAAGAUUUGAUGUGUUAAAACUGCGA